CCCCAGACUCGGGACUGGUCGCUGGCACAGGACCCAAAACGUUUUCGUGCGCUGCGCUGACAACAUCCUCGCAGGACCAAAAAGCGGACGAUUUAACAGCUCGUGCAAGUAAUAUUCCAAAUACGAAAAUGUAAACAAAUGUAGCGCACGCGCAGCAGCAGCUACUACUAAAACAAUAAUAACAAUAACACCAAUAGUAACUACUUAAUAAUAAAAAAAGAGUAUUCUCUCUGCCAUAAACUGGAUGUGACUGCCUUCCAGCUGGGGACCGACCACAAAGCUGCUCGUCGUGUUCCUUCCCUUCCAGUGGGCCUGCAGCACUCGGCAGUCACAAGUCACAGGAGUGACAACGUCAGCAGUUGUGUCCUGCUAGUCGUGCUGUCCAGGCGCUGCUGCUGGUCCUUGUACUCUCUUCGCUCUACACUGGCAAACCUCAGGGAAAUUUUCCAAAACACACACACACACACACUCGCACACACACGCGCGCGCACAAAUACAUACGCACACAGAAUCACAUACGAAACGCGUUGCGUUGCCAAAAAAAAUAGUCAAAAGUAUAUACCUUCAAAUGGCCUGGCCAGGAGCCGUUACCAAUUUCGAGCACAACGUGUACGAAGUGGAAAUGCUGCGACAAGCGUCAACGUCAACGUUAGCGUCAACGUCAGCAGCAGCAGAAGCAGCAACGGCAACAACAGCAACAACACAACGUUGCUUUUUUAGUGUGGUGUUGUGUUAAUUGUUAUUUAUGUAUAGUAGUAUAUAUAAAUUAAGUGUGAUAUUGCAACAACAAUGAGCAAAAGUUGUGCAAAUGCAGAAGCUUAGCAGCAAAAAAUAAUAAGAGAGAAAGGGAGAGGAAGAGAAAGAGAGAACGAGAGCGAGCGUGUGGAGUAAGAGAACUUUAAACGGCGCAACGGAGUCAAAACACAAACAACGACAACAAACGGUUUAGCAACAACAGCAGUUGCAACAACAACAACAACAACAACAGCAAACAGCGACUGUGACAACAAAAAUAUAACAACAACCACAUUUAACGGGUCCAAUGUUGCAGCAAACAACAUGCAGCAAACAACAAUGGCGGCAACAACAACAACAACUAGAGCAAGAACAGCAGCAACUGCAACAGCAGCAACAACAACAACAACAGCAAGAGCUACAACAAACAGCUAAAGCUCAUAGCUACAGCUAUAGCAAUAUUAGUAAUAGCAACAACAGCAGCAGCAGCAUAAGCGUUAGCAACAUUCGCUUUAGCAACAUGUUGGCAGCCGGACAUGCAGUCAGUAACAAUACAACAACAACGAUAGAUUUCAAUAGUCGCAGGAGACGCGGACGUCUACGAAGCGCCCUCAAAUGUUGCCACUUAGUGCCAGCAGCAGAUACAAAUGUUGCUUAUACACCACAACAAAAACAACAACAACAACAACAACAACAACUAAAUCUACAACUACAACAACAACAAGAAACCAAACACCAUGCAAAGCUUUUGUUAUCAAUAAUGUGCGCGUACAUUGUCGAUUGUGUAAAUAUUUUAAAACGCUUAGUAUUAUUAACAAUAAAUGGUUCACCAACAACAACAACAUCUACCAGAAAAAACCAAAACGACUGCAGCAAACAGCAAAUAAAAAGCAACAAAGCCCACAAAAUAAUAAGUGGGCGUGGCCAGGCAUUUAAUUGCAUACUAAUGUUGCUGCUGCUCUGCCUGCUCCCUUUGCUGGGUAGUGUCCAGGGCCAUAAGCCCAAAACUGCCCAACAGCACAAACAACAACAACAACAUCAGCCGGCGCAAAAUAACGAUGUGACAGUUAAUAACAUGGGAGGCGUGGCCGAUGUGCCGCCAACUUAUCAAGUAAAAUCAUCGCAAACAUCGAACGAGGACGAAGCCGAACUUCUGUAUCCCUACCAAUCCGGGGAGCAAAUGUUUGGCCAGGAGGAGGAAGAGGGAGGCCAACUAAAUACGAUGCAUGGCGCCGGUGAAAGCGGAUGGGGAAGCGGAGCCGGCGUGCCCAAUGAUGGGGAUAAUGUGGCCAAUCAACAUCGUACCAAUGUAACGACAACCGGCAAUUCAAACACCACGAAAACGCCAUUAUUUCCAAAAGAUCUAUUCACGAAAGAACAGCUUGAGAACGGCGCUGUCGUCCUGCACAUCAUCGGUGUUAUAUAUAUGUUUGUGGCGCUGGCAAUUGUCUGCGAUGAAUUCUUCGUGCCUUCCCUUGACGUAAUCAUUGAAAAGCUCGGCAUCACUGACGAUGUUGCCGGCGCUACUUUUAUGGCUGCAGGAGGCAGUGCCCCGGAGCUCUUCACGAGUGUCAUUGGCGUUUUCGUGUCGUUCGAUGAUGUUGGUAUUGGUACGAUUGUCGGAUCGGCUGUGUUUAACAUACUCUUCGUGAUUGGGAUGUGUGCACUAUUCUCAAGAACUGUAUUAUCGUUGACAUGGUGGCCACUAUUCCGCGAUUGCUCAUUCUAUAGCAUCAGUUUGCUGGUGUUGAUCUUCUUUUUUCGCGACAAUCUCAUAUACUGGUGGGAGGCUCUCAUCCUGUUUACCAUCUAUAUUGCCUAUGUGACCUUCAUGAAGUGGAACGUACAGGUGGAGCAUUGCGUCAAGAAGAUGAUUACCAAAAACAAGGUGACUCGCGUCAGAAGUACAGAUCAACUUAUGCCAGCAGGUAACGCUGCCAAUUCUUCGGAAACAUCAAUGGCCACCCAGCCUGGCGGCUCGGUAACAUCACGAGCGGCCAGCGAGACCCGUUCGGGUCCGGCCGGUACAAGCAAUGCGGGCGCUACAGGUAAUAGCAGUGGUGGGACCGCUGGUAGUACUCAAACCGGUGCAAAAUUCCGUCAUGGCCUAUUACAGCUAAUGAUACAUACGAUAGAUCCACUACACGAUGGCAAAGUGGACGAGAAGGCAACACAACUGCAUGCCAUUGCCUCACUUAAGGUGCUGCUGGAUGCGACAAAGCCGCAACGGGGUGGCGCCACCACCUCAGCGGCCAAUCACGUUAAGAUUAAUCUCAAGGAAACAACGUUGGCCGAUCGUCCCAAUGGCAACAUAGAUACAACCCUCGAUUCGGCGCCUGAAAUCGAGGACGAACCGGAGCCUCUCAGCAUGGCCUGGCCGGAUACGGCCCGAAAACGACUCACCUACAUCCUGGUCGCACCGCUUCUGGUCCCGAUGUGGCUAACAUUGCCCGAUACGCGAACACCGCGUGGCAAACGCUUCUUUGCGGUCACCUUUAUAGGAUCCAUUGCCUGGAUAGCUGCCUUCUCCUAUCUGAUGGUCUGGUGGGCCAAUGUCGCUGGUGAUACAGCCCGUAUACCACCCGAGGUAAUGGGUCUAACCUUCCUGGCGGCAGGCACAUCCAUUCCGGACUUGAUAACCUCGGUCAUUGUGGCACGCAAGGGAUUCGGCGACAUGGCUGUAUCUAGUUCGGUGGGCAGCAACAUAUUCGAUGUGACUGUGGGUUUGCCGAUACCCUGGCUGCUAUUUGGGAUUAUCUACGAUGUGCCCGUUCAAGUGAACUCGGUGGGCAUGGUCUGUUCCAUUACCAUAUUGUUUAUGAUGCUCGUUUUUGUGGUGCUGUCAAUUGCCUGCUUCCGUUGGCGCAUGAACAAGGGUCUGGGCUUUACCAUGUUUCUGUUGUACUUUGUCUUUGUUGCUGUAUCGCUGAUGUUCGAAUAUGAUUUCCUCGAAUGCCCUUUUUAAGCGUACAGCAUAAAGACAAAGAUCAUAUACACAUAUUGCCGAGGGAACCGCGCAAUAACCAAUUAGCUAAAUUUAUAUACAAUACAAUUCAAUGAAUUAAUUACAAAUACAAAUGAAUUAAGAAAUGGCCUAAGCUAACUAAUCGAAUUGUUAAACAAAAUGCAUAUUUCACAAUAUAACACAAACACUAAACGAAAACAAAACCAAAACAAAACCAAGCAAAAAGUUAAUAACAACCAACAAAAAAAGUUAGUUAGUGCUUUACAUGCAGCGAUUUUUCCUUUUUCAAAAAAUUACACAAAAAAGACAUUUACUUUAAAUGUUAAGCCGCAGCUUUUCAAGCAAAACAAAAUUAAAAUACAAAUACAAACAAACACAAGCUCUAUAUCUCUCUCUUUGAACUAUGAACCUUAUUAUCUUAUACAUUGAUUACUUACUUACUUAUUAAAAAAAACAAAGCAAAUGAAAUGGAAAAGUGGAAAAACUUAAAAUGGCUUCCCAAUCAAUUACUUUACUUAAACGUUUGGGUUUCGUUUUUAAAAUUACGAUUACUUAAAUAAAAAUAAGUCUAUCAUUGCACAAGCACCCUAUAAACGUUACGAAUCGAGUUAAAAAAAAAGCCAAGAAAUUACGUUGUGCAUAUUUAAGCAGUGCAAGUGUUAGAUGGCUUUUCUGAAUUUUCCAAAAAUCUUAAUCGAUACUUAAAUAUUUCAUGUUUGCCCCCCGCCCCCCUUAAUCCGAUUAAUAGAUUUCUUAGCCACUCAUCUGAAUCAGUGUUUGAAAAAUUAUUUAAUUAUUUGUUAUUAUCAAAUAUAACCAUUUUUUUAAGAUAUUGAAAGCCUUUUAGCCUAAAUCUAGCACUUGUCGCUCCGCAACUUUUUUGAUUUAACCCGCUCUACUAAAUUGUUAUAGCGAAACUCCCAGAAAGCUUUACGUCAGAGUCUAAAUCAGUCUAGUUUUACUGAAAAGAAACCUAUACUAUAUAUACUUAUAUACCACACGCACACUUACAUGGCAUAUAUAUAUACUUACUUAUAUUGACCUAUAUUGAUUAAGUAAUAAUUUGCGUACUUAUAAAACGACAAAACUUUCAAAUAUGCAAAAACUAUACUCAAAAUG
Messenger RNA from Drosophila innubila, 4819 nucleotides. Its product is annotated as sodium/potassium/calcium exchanger Nckx30C. Gene Ontology annotation, molecular function: calcium channel activity; calcium, potassium:sodium antiporter activity. The coding region runs from base 1043 to 3700 and encodes 885 amino acids. Gene Ontology annotation, biological process: intracellular calcium ion homeostasis; calcium ion transmembrane transport. The transcript is spliced from 8 exons. Gene Ontology annotation, cellular component: membrane. Lineage: Eukaryota; Metazoa; Arthropoda; Insecta; Diptera; Drosophilidae. The record is from RefSeq and is a predicted model, not a curated record.